Populus euphratica (Euphrates poplar) is the source of this 1046-nucleotide messenger RNA. RefSeq names its product transcription factor bHLH51-like. The coding region runs from base 233 to 1012 and encodes 259 amino acids. The transcript is spliced from 2 exons. The record is from RefSeq and is a predicted model, not a curated record. Gene Ontology annotation, molecular function: DNA-binding transcription factor activity; protein dimerization activity. Gene Ontology annotation, biological process: regulation of DNA-templated transcription. Lineage: Eukaryota; Viridiplantae; Streptophyta; Magnoliopsida; Malpighiales; Salicaceae.
UUGGGUUACUUUGUUUUUUUGUGAAGUUAUCAAAGUAAAUUCAAGUUUAGGUGACAGCCUAAUAUGGCCAAACACGAUUUUCAACUGACCAUUGAAGUUAACAAGAUAUCACACCAAUCACCAUCAAGAUAUGCAGAUCACAUAUUAUCAGUGCAGAAAACUGUACAAUGAAUCCAGGAUAAAAAAGCAGGAAGAGUCAGGACCUAGAUUUUAAAAAGAAAGUUGCUUGGACAUGGAAGAUCACUAUCCUCCUUGCUGGCCUGCUGCUCCUGCAGAGGCAAACUGGGUUCAACCAAGUGCUGCAGUAUAUGAUGAGUCCUUUUUAGUCCCAUGCCCGUCUCAUGCUUCUGAUUCUGCCAGCUUUCAAGUAUACGGAUUCCCUUCGUGGCCAAUACCGCUUCAGGAGGCUUCAGAAGAUAAAGCUGCUUCGAGUUCCAAGAGUCACAGCCAAGCUGAGAAGCGGCGACGGGACAGGAUAAACGCACAACUGGGAAUUCUUAGGAAACUCAUUCCUAAAUCAGAAAAGAUGGACAAGGCAGCUCUUCUAGGAAGUGCGAUUGAUCAUGUGAAGGAUCUCAAACAAAAAGCAACGGAAAUCAGCAGAACUUUCACAAUCCCAACUGAAGUUGAUGAAGUGACGGUUGAUUGUGAUGUUUCUCAAGUUACAAGCCCUCCCAGCACCAACAAAGACAAAGACAACACAUUUAUCAGGGCAUCUGUUUGCUGCGAUGAUCGGCCAGAACUGUUUUCGGAGCUUAUUACGGUGCUCAAAGGCCUUAGACUAACCAUAGUUAGAGCUGAUAUCGCUAGUGUAGGUGGAAGAGUUAAGAGCAUAUUAGUACUUUGCAGUGAGUGCAGUGAAGAGGGGAGUGUUUCAAUUAGCACUAUUAAACAGUCGCUUAAUCUAGUUUUGAGUAGAAUCGCUUCAUCAUCAGUGCCAUCAAAUUAUCGUAUUAGAAGCAAGAGGCAAAGGUUCUUUUUGCCUUCUCAUUUGUCAGGACAAUAUAAAUAAUCAGAUUUAUCAAAAUUUAUUUGGAUUAUAAUGA